AUGGUUAAAACUCCAAUAAAAGUCAUAGUUCGAACAAGACCAACAGUAGAAUUUGCUUAUAAAAAUAUCAAUAUCAAUGAGAACACUGGACAUAUAGCAAUCAAUAUACCAAAAUCAGCUGAAUAAGGUAUGAAUAUUGAUUUUAAACUGAAAGGAUUUGUGAAUCAUUAAUAAGAAGAUUGGGGAUUUACCUUUGAUAAGGUUCUUUAGAAUGCAAGUCAAGAAGUUGUGUUUGAUAUCUGCGGAAAAGAAUUAAUACACAGUGCUCUUGGAGGAUAUUCUGGAACAAUAAUGGCGUAUGGAUAAACAGGGGCAGGAAAGACCUUUACAAUGAUGGGAUCUCAAAUUGAUUACAAAUAUAGAGGAAUGAUGCCAAGAUGCAUAAGCUUAUUGUUUCAAGAAAUAGAAGCCAGAUAUGAAUAAUAAAUUACUGUAGGAGUUUCAUAUUUGGAGAUAUAUAACGAAAUGAUGUAUGAUUUAUUGGCUGGAGGAGAUCAGAACACUGGUUUGGCUAUCUAGGAAGACAACAAUGGUUAUGUGCAAGUCAAAGGGUUGACAAUUAAAAAGUGCUAAACCGAAGAAGAUGCAAUAGCUUAAUUAUUUGAAGGAGAAACUAAUAGGACUAUCAGUGAACACAAACUCAAUAAAGCAUCAUCGAGAUCUCAUUGUGUAUUUACAGUUCAUUUGGAAAUAAGAUCAAGAGUUGAAUCAGCUGAAAAAGUUAUUAUAAGCAAAUUGAAUUUAGUGGACUUGGCAGGAUCUGAAAGAACAAAGAAAACAGGAUCAGAAGGUAGAACUCUAUUGGAAGCCUAAUUCAUCAAUAAAUCGCUCUCAUUUUUAGAAUAAGUAGUCGUAGCAUUAUCAGAGAAAUAAAGGGAUCACAUUCCCUAUCGACAAAGCAAAUUGACAAAUCUUCUCAAAGAUUCAAUUGGAGGAAACAGUAAGACAGUUAUGAUUGCUAAUAUAUGGCCAGAGAAAAAUCAAUUGGAAGAAACUAUAUCCACUUUGAAAUUCGCAUAAAGAAUGAUGAAGGUUACUAAUGAAUCUACCGUCAGAGUUAAUUUGGAUCCAUAAGUAUUGAUAAAAAAAUAUGAAAAAGAAAUCAAAGAUCUGAGAUAAGAAUUAGCAAUGCAUGAUACAUUGGCUAAUAGAGGUAGGAUAUAAUAUGAGCCAUAUACACCUGAACAAUAAUACAAAUAAUAAUAGAUAGCGUAACAAUUUUUGAAUGGGGAACUUGAAGAUAUUGAUAUUGACUCAUUGAGAUAAGUCAAAGAACUAUUCUUCCAAUUUAGGAAUCUCUAUAGAAAUUUAGUUAAAGAUUUGGAAAAUAAAAACUACGUUCCAAGAACUGAAAAAGAACCUGAUGUUUCAAAGAAGAAGAGUGACUAGGUUAAAACAGUAGAUCCUGUUGGAUAUGAAGAAAACAAAAAUGGAUUUGGUUUGGGUAAGGCAAGAAAAGAUGCUAAACCAACUACCAACAUAGAGAACUUAGUGAAUAUUCCUAAGGAUGAAUUCAAACAAUUAGAUGAAAAGGCGUAAUAAGAAUUAAGGAAGGAGAGUUAAAUUACAGAGGCUAAUAAGGAAUCUACUAUUGAAAAGAGAAUAGUUAAUGUCGAUAAAUAGCAAGCAUUUACUGAUUUUAAGAACAAAGAGGGUUCUUCUAUUAAUCAAUAAAUACUAGAAAAUAUUAAUCAAUUGAAAGAAAAGAAGGAAAGUAUUAUCUCUUUAUCAGAGGUUUCAAUCCAGCUUAAAUAGAGAAUUGAAAGAAAGAAGGGAGUUAUAGAAUAAAAACAAUUGAAUAAAAAUUAGGAGGAAAUUGCCUAAGGUAUUAUUGAUGAAGAAGAAUAUGUAACUUUGAAAGAGCUUAAGGAAUUAAAAAAGGAACUAAAAUAAAACUAAGAAAAUAUCAAAAAUCUUAAGUCUGAGAUUAUCUUGAUAGAUUAAUCUAUCGUACAAUCUAAAUAAGCUUUGGUUUCAAAAUUUGAGGAGCAUUUUCUUAAAAAAUAUGGAUUAACAUUGCAAGAUAUCAACAACCCACUUGUUAAUCAAAAAGAGGAAGAGUAUUCCAUCAAUGAUCCUUCAGAAUAAGAUGACGUUGACCAAGAUGCUUUAGCUUACAUAAGAGCAAAGAAUAAGGUUACACAAUUGCAAAAGGCAAGAAAGUAAGAAAAAAUGCACAAAUGAUAAACAUAUUUAUCUAUAAUAAAUCCUUAUGGAUAACAAUUUAUUACUCA
Messenger RNA from Paramecium tetraurelia, 2234 nucleotides. RefSeq lists its product as uncharacterized. Gene Ontology annotation, molecular function: RNA binding; microtubule motor activity; ATP binding. The record is from RefSeq and is a predicted model, not a curated record. NCBI's taxonomy places the organism in Eukaryota, Ciliophora, Oligohymenophorea, Peniculida, Parameciidae. Gene Ontology annotation, biological process: microtubule-based movement. The transcript is spliced from 5 exons.